AUGGGUUACAUUAAUUUUUUUAAAGAUAAAUCCUUUGCUAUCCAAAACUGUGAUAAGAGCUUCAGUCGGAAAACUACCUUUAUUUAUCAUAAAAGGAUCCAUACAGGAGAAAAACCGUACACAUGCCUGGAGUGCGGGAAGAGCUUUGGACGGAAUAGUAGCCUUAUGCAACAUAAAAGGACUCACACCGGGGAGAAACCGUACCAAUGCUUGGUAUGUGGAAAGAGUUUCAGUGGAUCCUCGGAUCUCAUGUACCACAAGAGGAUUCAUACAGGGGAGAGACCGUAUAAAUGUCCGGAGUGCGGAAAGCGAUUCAGUAGGAGAAGUCGCCUUACAGCUCACAAAAGAAAACACACAGGGCAGAAACCGUACAUAUGCCUGGUGUGCGGAAGGAGAUUCAGUCAGAGCGGCCACCUAACAAGUCAUAAAAGAACCCACACCGGGGAGAAACCAUUCGCGUGCUUGAAAUGCGGAAGGAAGUUUAGUAGAAGAUCAAGCCUUGUGAUCCACGUGAGAAUCCACACGGGGGAGAGCCCAUAUAAAUGUACAGAAUGCGGGAAGGGCUUCCGUCAGAGAACUACCUACAUUUACCAUCGAAGGAUCCACACCGGAGAAAAACCCUUCAAAUGCCUGGAGUGUGGGAAGAACUUCAGGCGAAACUGUCACCUUAAGAAGCAUAAACGGAUGCACACUGGGAAGAAAUUGUACCAGCGCUAGGACUGCGAAAAGAACGCCCACUUUCACUCAAAUGUGGCUUAUCAUAGAAGCACAGGUAGUCCUCAACUUAUUUAGUGACCUUUCAAAGAUACGACAACACUGAAAAAGGAGAUCCAUAUGUGAAAUACUGAAGUGGUGAUGACUGGAGUGACAUUCAGUGGGAAAUGCCGUCUCAUUGCACCUAAAUAAACCCAGAUGGAAGAACCAUAAAAAUGUGGGAAUGGGUUAAAACUCAGCACUGCCUUUGUUUCCCUAUGAGCGUAAAUGAACUUUUGGAACCAGUAUUCCGCCCCCUCUCCCCCCCAAAAAAUACAUACAUAUCUGAAUUUGAUUCAUCUUCAGGAAAGCUAAACUUGCAGACUGAAGAGCUGAUCCAUGCGGGAGAGAUAAUAUAUCAAGACAUGAAGCAAAGCCACUAUUUAAGAGGACAUGUCUUUUUAAAUACUAGAAAAGUUCCACUUGGGAGAGAAACUAUAAAAGAGUGGAACAUGGAAAGAGUUCGUGUUUUUAAUUUCAUAAGUCUUCAUCAACAAAUUAUGAGCCACACACCACAUUGUUAGGCCAAUCUUGAAUAUUUUUCUUGAUGUAAUCUGGGGCUGUUGUAUGAGAGGCUGUUGAGGAUUAUAUGGUUGGGCAGGGUUCAAAUCCCAUGAAAACAGACUGAUGCCGAUGGGAAUGUUUAGCCUUGUAAAAAAAGCAAAUAAGAAAGAUUUGAUAUCUCUUGAAGCAUUUAAUGUGACAUCUCAUAGAUGAUAGGUUUGUCCUGCAGUGCAGAAUAAAUAUAGUAGAAUCAGGUUUAAUGUUACAAAAAUAUUAUGAUAGUGAUGAAAUUCUCAAACACUCAAUAACUACCUCUGCUGACCCUCCUCCCUUAAUAAAUACAGGAAAAUCCUUCCUCCUUUCCACAAAUCCCCAUUUGAUGCAACUUUGUACAAAUUUACUACGGUGCUUGUCCUUUAAUUUCACAAUAAAAUAUUGGAAUUUUCUAAAGAC
Thamnophis sirtalis is the source of this 1710-nucleotide messenger RNA. The record is from RefSeq and is a predicted model, not a curated record. NCBI's taxonomy places the organism in Eukaryota, Metazoa, Chordata, Lepidosauria, Squamata, Natricidae.